AUGACUGUUGGACUUCGCCUCUUACAAAUGGUAUGCGCAGCCAAACAACUUGGCAUCUAUUCCGAUCUUUUAGUCUCUUACGUUCGCACCGUCUUACAUCCCAUGUGGUCAUAUGCUAGACAGAUAAUUGACGAAAUCAUUGUGCGUAAAACUGCCUGUAAGAUUACAGAAAUCCGGAAUAAUACUUCGCGGGGCUGCCAAAAAUCCACAAGGCAGGCCAAUAGUGACUCGCCACCACAUGAACUGCCUAGAUUCUCAGCCGGUAUACUAAUACCGCUCACGGGGAAAUCAAUCACCUUCAUUAGGAAUCCGUACGACUUUGCCAGCUAG
Opisthorchis viverrini is the source of this 330-nucleotide messenger RNA. RefSeq lists its product as hypothetical. The transcript is spliced from 2 exons. The record is from RefSeq and is a predicted model, not a curated record. The coding region runs from base 1 to 330 and encodes 109 amino acids. NCBI's taxonomy places the organism in Eukaryota, Metazoa, Platyhelminthes, Trematoda, Opisthorchiida, Opisthorchiidae.